This is a messenger RNA of Nomascus leucogenys (northern white-cheeked gibbon), 1422 nucleotides long. Its product is annotated as PRAME family member 8. Gene Ontology annotation, biological process: negative regulation of cell differentiation; negative regulation of apoptotic process; positive regulation of cell population proliferation. The record is from RefSeq and is a predicted model, not a curated record. Gene Ontology annotation, cellular component: cytoplasm. NCBI's taxonomy places the organism in Eukaryota, Metazoa, Chordata, Mammalia, Primates, Hylobatidae.
AUGAGCAUCAGCGCCCCACCCAGACUCCUGGAGCUGGCAAGGCAGAGCCUGCUGAGGGACCAGGCCUUGGCCAUCUCUGCCAUGGAGAGGCUGCCCAGGGAGCUCUUCCCCACACUGUUCGUGGAGGCCUUCAGCAGGAGAUGCUGUGAAACCCUGAAAAUGAUGGUGCAGGCCUGGCCUUUCACCCGCCUCCCUCUCGGGUCCCUGAUGAAGUCGCCUCAUCUGGAGACCUUAAAAGCUGUGCUGGAGGGAGUUGAUGUGCUGCUGGCCCAGGGGGUUCGCCCCAGGUGGUCAAAACUUCAAGUGCUGGACUUGAGGAAUGUGGAUGAGAACUUCUGCAGCAUAUUGUCUGGAGCCACUGCAUCCUUCCCGGAGGCUCUGAGUCAGAAGCACACAGCAGAGAGCUGUCCAGGGACAGGCGGGCAGCAGCCCUUGAUGGUGUUCGUAGACCUUUGCCUCAAGAACAGGACACCGGAUGAAUGCCUCACUCACCUGUUAGAGUGGGGCAAGCAGAGAAAAGGCUUGCUGCAUGUGUGUUGCAAGGAGCUGCAGGUUUUUGGAAUGCCCAUCCACAGGAUCAUAGAGGUCCUGAACAUGGUGGAGCUAGACUGUAUCCAGGAGGUGGAAGUGUGCUGCCCCUGGGAGCUGUCCAUUCUUGUGAAGUUUGCCCCUUACCUGGGCCAGAUGAGGAAUCUCCGCAAACUUGUUCUCUUCAACAUCCGUGCAUCUGCUUGCAUCACCCCAGAAAACAAGGGGCAGUUCAUUGCCCGAUUCACCUCUCAGUUCCUCAAGCUGGACUAUUUCCAGAAUCUGUCUAUGCACUCUGUCUCUUUCCUCGAAGGCCACCUGGACCAGCUGCUCAGGUGUCUCCAGGCCCCCUUGGAGAUGGUCGUAAUGACCGACUGCCUGCUGUCAGAGUCAGACUUGAAGCAUCUCUCUUGGUGUCCGAGCAUCCGUCAGCUAAAAGAGCUGGACCUGAGGGGCAUCACACUGACCCAUUUCAGCCCUGAGCCCCUCGCAGUUCUGCUGGAGCAAGUUGAGGCCACCUGCAGACCUGGACUUAGAGGAUGUGGGAUCGUGGAUUCCCAACUCGGCGCCAUCCUGCCUGCCCUGAGCCGCUGCUCCCAGCUCAGCACCUUCAGCUUCUGUGGGAACCUCAUCUCCAUGGCCACCCUGGAGAACCUGCUGCGCCACACCGUCGGGCUGAGCAAGCUAAGCCUGGAGCUGUAUCCUGCCCCUCUGGAGAGUUAUGACGCCCAGGGUGCUCUCCGCUGGGGCAGAUUUGCUCAACUUGGGGCUGAGCUGAUGAAGACACUGAGGGACUUAAGGCAGCCCAAGAUCAUUGUGUUCAGCACCGUCCCCUGCCCUCGCUGUGGCAUCAGGGCCUCCUAUGAUGUGGAGCCCAGUCACUGCCUCUGUUGA